AUGGCAAACACAAAUCGCGUGCUUGAGGGCAAACUUGGUCUCGUCACUGGCGGAUCCCGCGGAAUUGGCGAAGCUAUUGCUCGCAACCUCGCCGCAAAAGGUGCCUCGCUUCUAUUGAACUUCACAUCCGAAUCGUCGCGGGCUGCCACAAACGAGCUGUGCGCCUCGCUGGCCGCAGCCCACGGAAUUCGAUGCGAAAGUGUUCAGGCCGACCUGAGCAAGCCCGAGGAGGCCGUCAAGGUCAUCAUUGCGGCCGCACAGGAGAAAUUCGGAUCUUCUGGGAAGCUGCAGAUUGAUAUUCUCGUGAAUAAUGCCGGCGUCUCAGCCGAUCGGAACUUGAACGACGCCACCAAGGGCCCCAUUGACCCUGAGCUUUUCAACUGGCAUUACACCAUCAACGUGCUCGCCCCUCUCCUCCUCACCCAAGCAAUCACUCCUUAUCUCCCCACAGACCGCAGUGGCCGGAUCGUCAACAUUUCUAGCGUCUCUUCCUCAAUGGGCUUCGUCGGCCAAUCGAUCUACGGUGGCACCAAAGCAGCACUCGAGGCCAUGACGCGCACCUGGGCGCGUGAGCUGGCUGAUCGGGCCACUGUAAAUGCAGUAAACCCCGGUCCCGUGAUUGGCGACAUGUACUUUAAGGCGGGCGAAGGCUUCUGGAACGAUAUCCAAGGUUUCCAAGAUAACACCCCUGGAAGCAAGUUGGAUGUGAACGACCCGGACACUAUGAGCCGGAUCACGGAGGAGCAGGCACGGUUGAUUAAAGAGAAGAUGGGUGGGCGGAGACCGGCGUUCACGAGUGAGAUUGCGGGCGUUGUAGGAAUGCUCUGCACACCAGAUGGCCUUUGGACUACUGGAAGUGUGGUUUGUGCCAAUGGUGGAAUGAGAAUGACCGUGUAA
Penicillium longicatenatum is the source of this 897-nucleotide messenger RNA. RefSeq names its product SDR family NAD(P)-dependent oxidoreductase. Bases 1 to 897 code for a protein of 298 amino acids. The record is from RefSeq and is a predicted model, not a curated record. Gene Ontology annotation, molecular function: oxidoreductase activity, acting on the CH-OH group of donors, NAD or NADP as acceptor. The transcript is spliced from 2 exons. NCBI's taxonomy places the organism in Eukaryota, Fungi, Ascomycota, Eurotiomycetes, Eurotiales, Aspergillaceae.